AUGAGUAAAUUAUUAGUUAAUGGACGAUUAGCACUCAGUCGACAACCCUCACAAAAUAAUAUGCAAACUAACAGGUCUCAUAUGCAAUUGCCAUUAUCAACUAAUCGAAAUCGUGGAAAUGUAUCGUAUAUGGGUCGACGUCGUGCAUUGGAUUUAUAUGGUACUAAAGAUAUACUAUUUAUACAUGAACGAAUGAAGAAAGCAAAAAAAACGAUUGGUAAUUCAAGAAACGUCUCUGUGUUCGGGUGA
Molecule: messenger RNA, 249 nt
Organism: Adineta steineri
Lineage: Eukaryota; Metazoa; Rotifera; Eurotatoria; Adinetida; Adinetidae
Source: the annotation of a GenBank genome assembly